Hyaloscypha bicolor E is the source of this 2433-nucleotide messenger RNA. RefSeq lists its product as uncharacterized. The record is from RefSeq and is a predicted model, not a curated record. The transcript is spliced from 3 exons. The annotation marks the transcript as partial. Lineage: Eukaryota; Fungi; Ascomycota; Leotiomycetes; Helotiales; Hyaloscyphaceae.
AUGGCAUCUUCAGUUGGCUCGGCACAGACAGCGGCAUCAUCACUUUUGCCUAAAACUGAUUAUCGUGUCCAUGGCGAACUGGUUUUCGAGAAGGCCCAAUACGAUAAGAUUCCUGUGAAUGACAGAGGCGCCAUCCGGAUAUUGAAAGUCCAUUGCGCGUCAUCCGACCACGAUGAUGUGGUUUGCGAGCUUAUAACCGGAACUAUUCUGAGUUACAAGGAAUGUAAAGAACAUAAACCGCACCCCUUAGAAUUCAAGCCUUACGAUGCUCUCUCAUGGUGUUGGGGCAAGGGGCGACAGAACGGGAAGAUAAAUAUUCGGCUCGACGGAGUGAGCUACGUGAAGUUCGUCCAGCCUAGCUUGGUUUCCGCACUACGAGCCCUUCGGCAUAGAAACUGUGACCGACAUAUAUGGGCUGAUGCAAUCUGCAUCAACCAGGACUAUAAACCAGAGAAGAACAGUCAGGUCGAAAUGAUGGCGGACAUUUAUGGCAGAGCUGAUUGUGUGCGAAUUUGGCUUGGUGAUCUUGACAAGUCCGCUGAGCUUGCCAUACUCUUUAUCAAGCAGCAGGUGCUCCAAUUGCAACACUUCGACGAUUUGUGCCGAAGCAGUGAGUUUAGCGAGAAGUGGAAAGCUUUACUGGAACUCAUGCAGCGUGAAUGGUUCUCGCGUCGCUGGGUUGUGCAGGAGGUCGCUUUAGCUCCCAAGGCCAUCAUUCAUUGCGGGUCAGCAAAACUUUCGUGGAAUAAAUUCGCUGUCGCUGUCGAGCUUUUUGUCGAGGCAGAGACAGCUACCCAUAGAUUGUCCGAGAUCAUGAAAACAGAUACCAAAACCAAUCACGUACCCAGGUAUUUCGAGUACAUUUCACAGUUGGGGGCGAGUCUCUUGGUCGACGCGACGGGAAAGCUGUUCCGCGACUAUGAUUAUAUCAGACGAUUGCAGCCCCGAUCGAAACCAGCAAGGAGCAAACCCAAGACUACUCCUGAGAUGCUAAUAGAUCCACCUCCCGACACACUUGAUCGCGAGCCUGAGGACGAUGAGGUGAAGACUCUAGACGCCAUGGCAAAAGCCCAACCUCUCCUGACCCUCGAGUACUUGGUAUCCAACCUUUCAAUCUUUGACGUCACCAAUGCGCACGACUCUAUCUAUGCACUACUAGGAAUCUCGAAGGACACUACACCGACAGCUGCGAAUAAAAAAUUACUCGUUACGGAUCAUACCCAAGCAGUUCUAGAGAUGUUUACCGAAAAGAAGCAAUACAAUGUGGACUAUACCGCCGAUUAUAUCGAUAUCUGUAAAGAGUUUAUCGAAUUCUGUGUGCGUCAGAACGCGCACCGCGAUCCGUCGAGGGUGCUUGAUGUUAUAUGUCGACCAUUUGCAAUAGAGAUCGACCAGAAACCAGAUGAGCUGCCUUUCCCUUCUUGGGUCCCUCGGUUGUCAAAAGCAUCAUACGGCAUGGAUCGUGGGCCGGGUAUCGAUGGGCUAAGAAUGGGUCGCAAAAAUGCCGAUUCGCUAGUCGGCCUGCCCAACGUCACACACCGAAACUAUAAUGCGGCCGAGACGAAGAAGUUGGAUGGGAAGGUAUUUCGAUUUCGUAAGAGGACAGUCCCAAAACCAAAGGUCAAUGGGAAGCCAGCCGAUGCCGAAGAGGGCCAGCAAGCAGUCGCCUCUCACUCAGCAUCGUCUUCCACUACGCAAGAGGAUGACACUAAAGAGGAAACCACUGAAGUUCCAUCAUCUGCAAAAACAAAAGAAUUUGGCGGGCCGCGAAAGUCUGUUGAGCCAAGCAACGCUGGCGGGGCUCGUCCGCAGUCAACUUUGGCUGCAUCUUCGGCAACCCACGCGAAAGAUGCCGCUCAGAAAGUCGUGAAUCCAAUUGCUGCACCUGAAAAAGGUAAAUCUACAACGAUAGCCUCCCCAGAGUUACCCAUGAACACGACAUCGAUGCCGGCUGUUUCUCAACCAUCCUCAGAGAGCACUCAUCCGAUUCUCAAUCAUUUCAGCCUUUUUGUCCGAGGAUUUGUACUGGAUACCAUAGUCGAGCUCCAGAACUCUUCUCAGAGUGGGUCGAUACCGACUGCAUGGGCAAAUUUUGCCAACUGGGACAUGAUAACCACGCCACCUGAGCAUUUCUGGAGGACAUUAGUGGCAGACAGAGGGAGCGACGGGAAGAACCCUCCGGUCUACUAUGCGCGUGCUUGCCAGGAAUCUUUCCGCAAGGGCAAUACGACAUCCGGUGUUGUUGAUACUACUGGUCUUAUUGAGCAUGAGCGCAAUUCAGUAGUGGCACAAUUCUGCCGCCGCGUACAAGCCGCGAUCUGGAACCGGGCUCUGGUGAAGACGAAAGCUGGACGUCUGGGACUGGUCGCGAGUAACGUAAAGGAGGGUGACCUUGUAUGCAUUCUCUACGGAUGCAGCGUGCCUGUGAUACUC